GAGAGCUUCAACAGAAGCAGCCCCAAAUGCUAUGCAGCAACGGCCCCAUACUAAGCUAAAGUGCAGGGCGCGACGACUUGAAUUUACCAGUAUCCAUGGGAAUAAACACAUUUAAUUCUGAUAAACGGCCCAGCCAUUGGCCGACUUGAUUGAGAUCCACACAAUGUCUUCAGCAGCACCGCCUACAAUCCUGACACUCAAACAAGAGUUGAUAGCGGAGCAGGUGCGAUUACUAUCUCAGCCGUUGGCCCCAUCACGCGCCUGGCGUGCAGGAAACAAUGCAUCCGCUCAAGCAGCAGGAGACAACGGCGGCAGCGCCGCGGGGGCGACUAUCCCCGAGAGGGCCGUCGAGGCCGCCAUGGUGCGUGUCAACCACCGGCUGCACCAGCACGUGAACCGCGUCUACGCAUCUGCCGCCACGCGACAUGUGGCCGAGCAGCUGGAACAACUCUAUUUGAUGGAGCGAGAAAAGGCUAUAGAGAUGCACCCCGAAGGAAACGAGCUGCAGGCCAUGGGAAUUUCCAGCAGCACUGAUUUUGCUGAUGCAAAAACGAUAUCAGCACUUCCUGGGAAUUGGCCCUUGGAAAAGGAUGGAGAAACGCAUCCCGUGGAGGUCAAGCGAUUUGCGGAAUUGACUGAAAGUCUAAAGGAGCUGUCUCUCCAGCGCGAGGCUUUGCUGUUGCGUGUGCGGCGGUUGCGUGCCUUACGCGACGGCCUGGUAUCUUUUCAACCCAACACCGAUGAUGCCGAUGAUGACAACGCUGCAGCUGCUCAUGUUCAGAAACACCUGGUCACCAAAAACGGCGAACUGGAGCAGGAACUCGAGCGUACUAGGAUCCUAAUGGCCCGCGUAGGGAGUCGCGUGGCACGACUCAUACAAAAAGAGUCUCAAAAUAAAGCUUCGACAGUCGGAUCAAACGACGAAGACAGUCUCUUUGAGGACCGCGAGGAUAGCGUGCCGGUUGCACUGGAGGAAGACGCAAGGAGGAAGGUUACCGACUUGCUGGAUCUGUUUUGAUUCUGGGCACCACUGGCACCGCUGAGAGUCUCUCCCGGG
Messenger RNA from Pyricularia grisea, 1057 nucleotides. RefSeq lists its product as uncharacterized. The transcript has 2 exons. Bases 164 to 1018 code for a protein of 284 amino acids. Gene Ontology annotation, cellular component: Mis6-Sim4 complex. NCBI's taxonomy places the organism in Eukaryota, Fungi, Ascomycota, Sordariomycetes, Magnaporthales, Pyriculariaceae. The record is from RefSeq and is a predicted model, not a curated record.